UGAGAGAUGGCGGCGGCGACUAACCUUUAUAAAAAUUGAUUUUGUAUUGUAUACAGUUUGCUGUUGGUUUUUUAAUUAUCCCUAAACUCGAAACAAGGAAGUGUGGUUGUUAAAUCAUUUAUAUCUUUUAAUAUAAUCCGUUAAAAUGGCACCCAAACGGAGGAAUGUGCUGAAUGACACAGACUCAGGAUCCGACUCUGACAGUUCCAGUAGCAGCCGGAGCAAGAGCAACAGCCCUGCUCGCUCUGGCAAGAGAGGGAGCAAAUCUCGGUCUGGCAGUGACUCUCCAAAGUCCAAUCGGUCAUCAGGCUCUCGGAGGUCCUCAAAUGCAUCAAAUGCUUCCCGCAGCAAGUCCAACUCGCCAGCUGGCUCUAACAAGUCACGUUCAGCAUCAGCAGCGAGUAACAAGUCUGGGUCUUCUAGCGGAAAAUCAAAUGCCUCUGGAAGUCCUAAGGGGAGGAAAUCCAGGUCACGCUCUGGAUCGUCAAGUGGAAGUGCUAAAUCGCGUUCAGCUAGUCCCAAGUCAAGAGAUCCAAGCCCAAAAUCAGGAUCACAAAGCCCUGCUGCUGGUGCUCAGAGGGCAAAAUCGAAAUCCCUGACUCCAAAAUCACCCUCUGAUAGUCCAAAAUCAAGAUCGUCAAAAUCACACUCUCGUAGUCCUACUACGCAAAGCGACAAAAGCAGGUCACGAUCAAAAUCUAGGAGUGGCAGUCCGAAGUCUAGGGGAAGGAAGUCGAGAUCUCGAUCAGGCAGUGCAUCUUCACGGUCAAAGAGUCCUGGUGAUGGUCCAGUGGUGCAGGAUAGCCGGUCCAACUCACCUAAUAAUCUAAUGAUUGACGUUGAUGAGACUAAAGAGAAAUCGAAAGGCUCUAUCUCCAGGUCUGUCUCCUCCAAGUCCAGGUCAAAGAGUAAGUCACACAGCAAGUCGCGCAGUAAGUCGCGCAGUAAGUCACGCAGUAAGUCGCGCAGUAAAUCACGCAGUAAGUCGCGUAGCAAGUCGCGCAGUAAGUCGCGUAGCAAGUCGCGCAGUAAGUCAAAAAGUCGUUCUAGAUCUGGAUCAAAAAGUUCUCAAGGUUCUGCCGAUAUUGGGGAGAAAAAGAGACGGACUGUGUUGUCUGAUUCAGAGAGUGACACGGCUAGCAAAGUUUCCAAACGCAAAAAGAGUACUAGCAGCUCAGACUCCAACGUCAGUUCCAAACCUAAGAAGAAGUCCCAGAAAAUAACAGACUCUGAUGAUGGAGAAAAUAAAGAUACUGUGACGGCAGACGCGUUGUUCGGUGACGCGUCAGACAUAAGCACGGAUGAGGAGGCUCGUAGGUCCCGCUCGAGGUCUCGGUCCAAGUCCAGGUCUCGCAGCCGCAGCGGGUCUGGCGAUGGCCGCCGCAGUGGCGACCAGGCCCGCAGCGGGGACGAGGAGCGUCCAGAAAAGCGUGAUGAGGAAGAAGAACCCGAGCUGCCGGAGACUAGAAUUGACGUGGAUAUGCCCAAGAUCCGCACAGAGUUGGGCAAAGAGCUACACUUCGUCAAGUUGCCCAACUUCUUGUCCGUGGAGACGCGGCCUUAUGAUCCGAACACUUAUGAGGAUGAGAUCGAUGAAGAGGAGACCUUGGAUGAGGAAGGUCGAGCCAGAUUGAAGCUCAAAGUGGAGAACACGAUACGUUGGCGCAAUGCGUUUGACAAGCACGGCAAUCUUGUAAAGGAAUCCAAUGCGCGUAUAGUCAAGUGGUCUAACGGCAGCAUGUCUUUACAUCUCGGCUCGGAAAUCUUCGAUGUUUACAAGCAACCGCUACAUGGCGACCACAACCACCUGUUCGUGCGUCAAGGCACGGGUCUGCAAGGCCAGGCGGUGUUCCGCACCAAGCUGUCGUUCCGGCCGCACUCCACCGAGUCGUUCACCCACAGGAAGAUGACGCUGUCCCUUGCCGACCGCUCCACUAAGACCUCCUCCAUCAAGAUCCUUUCGCAAGUCGGACAAGAUCCUGACGCUGAUAGGAAGUACCAGCUGAAGAAAGAAGAGAUGGAGCUACGUGCCGCGAUGCGAACACGCGUGUCGACGCGCCCGAAGCGGCGGUCGGGGGCAGCGGGCACCAGCAGCCGCGGCGCCGCCGCACGCGCCGGCGACGACUCCGACGACGAGGGCGGAGUCUCUCUCGCCGCCAUCAAGAACAAGUACAAGCAGGGCCAGAAGGCGACAGCAGGAGCGGCUAUAUACUCAUCGGAGUCCGAGGGGUCCGACCUGGACGCGCGUCGCGCUCGCCGCUUGGACCGCGCCAAGGCCCUCAAGGACUCCGACGAUGACGGCAGCGAGAACGGCAGUGGUGACGGCAGUGACAACAACAGCGGCAACGAACAGGCGGGCCGCACGCCGCAGCACAGCGGCAGCGGCAGCCCCAGCUCCAAGAGUGGCAGCGGCAGCGGAAGCGGCAGCGGGAGCGACUAAACCAUCCACCAUUCCAACACGACAAAGCAUCGGACUUUCCAGGACACGUUCCGAGGGCGCUGUAUAACUCUACUACUAACCUAACAAAAAUCAUAAUCAUAUAUUCAUAUUAUACAUAAUCUUAUUGACAGUCAAUUUAACAUUUUUCAAUCUACUUCAUUUCACAAGGUGCUAUGACUGAGGAGAAGAAAUGACAAUGAUAAUUAUGCAACAGCAACACUUAAAUCAAUUUUCACAUUGCUAAAUUUCAUAACAAAUCAAAAAUGUAAUGUAAUAGCAGAGAAAUACGUAAAAAUAAAUGUUGCAUGAUGUUUGUAUAGAAUUAUGUUGUUACAUGUGUUGAUUAUUUUUAUUUUGAUUGAAAUAAUUAUGGUUGUGUGAUUGUGCCUAGGAUGCCAUGAAAUUAAAAAGGUAUGCAGCUUUAUACAGCGUCAUCUGUAUUUUUGAUAGGAAACUUGGCCUGGAAACUCCCUCGUCGAACCUCGAAGAUUCAAUAAACAUCUGAGCAAAAAAAUAUUUUUUCAAACGUGGUUUCUUUUUUAUCUCGUUUUCUAAAAACCAAAAGAAACCCGGGAACGAAGCGAUACGUAUGGAUCUGCCCGCUGAAGCGCACGGCUGUUAGUUUAAGGUUAAUUAUAACUUACUGCCUAAUUAUUUUCAAUUAUGAAUCCACUUGACGAAGCCACUGAUACCAACCAGUGUUUGUCACAAAUAUAAUACUAUUUCCAAUACUCGUCUUCCUAGCGUUAACCCGUUUACAUUCUAGCAGCAUGCUAUGCUAUGUUUAUAUUUAAUUACAUGUUAGUUAAUUUCAUAUUCAGUGAAAUGUAAAAAUUCUUUUGAGUAAAGAUUAUUUGACCUGAAUCAUAGAAUAAGGAAUAACUACGUAACGGCGACUCUCCGCUCUCCACCAGCGGCUGAGCUAGGUUUACCUCACCCCCUCGAUCUUACUUUAGUCUUCAAUCGUACGGCGUCAGAUAUCACACACAGAUGCGUGUGUACAAUAACGUCAAUGUGUAGUGUCUGUGUAAAACAACGUGUUUUGUAUGAAGUGUCCGGGGUGUGGUGAAAUGUAAAUUUGUUUUGAGAAUAAAGAUUCUUUGACUUAAACCUGAAGGUUCAAACAAGCCACAAACGACUGCCAAUCCGACCAGCAACCCGAAGGGGAAACCAUCUCGGGUACAGAGUAGCUUAGUAACGACCACAUAUUUCUUAAUCUGCAAACGCGCUGGUGAUACAGCCUGCAAUGUCCUCACGUGGGGACAGUCUCAUAAAAUCAGUUUUGACUAUGUCGUCAUCGGGGAUAGAUCCCGGAUACCCAGAUCGUGAGCCAAACGCGCUAACCACUAGACAACGGAUGCUUUAUCGAUUUAUUAAAUUAUUAUUAGGAGAAAGGGCAGUUUAUGAAAGUGGUUAGAAAGUGGUCCAACAAAGUGUAACAUAAGAAAAAAAUACAUACAAAAGAUAUACAAAGGAGAUUGAAAAAAGAGGGAGGAUAAAAUGGCCACUUCGAAGGAAUUCAUCUAAGAAAGCAAUAUUGCUAUUUGACAUUUGUUGGAAUGACCUUCCUCCUCCGCUAAAAACUAUGAAGUCACUCCAUUCUUUUAAAAUAAGGUGUAAACAGUGGCUACUGGAGGUUCAAAAAACUUCAAGCAAUUGGAAAUAACAACCUGGUUUCCCCGAAAAGUACUUUCGUUUAUUCCUCGCCAGUUGGUCGACCAAAUUGCAACAUGGCUUAUAUUUAUGUUUCUAUCUAAAUUUUAAUUUCAAUAGUGUUUUUGUUUUGGUAAAAUGUUCUCGCGGCGUCCAGUGUAGCGACUCAGUUGGUUAUACAGGGGGUGACUGAAAAGCAGCAGCAAUGCUGAGGCUCCUCCUUUUCGGCCACAACUGAUAAUGUGUUACAUGUAAUUAGGUUUAAGCAAUUUUGUAAAAUAUUUGUGGUUGAAUAAACUUCUUUUAUUAUUAUUAUUGUAUGUCUUUUUCAUAUCUCGGGCCUAUGGAGACCCGGACUUUUGGAAGGCGUGCGUGGGGCCGAAGCCAACACGUAGAGGCCCCUUAUUAUUAUUAUUACAUUGCGCACUUAUUUUUACAUGCGCAAAUGUCAAAUUGCAAUAUUGCUUUCUAAGAUGUAUUGAUUUGAUGUGGCCAUUUUAGACCCCCUGUCUUUUGGACUUAUUCCCCUCAGUAUUAUUUUGUAUAUUU
This is a messenger RNA of Pectinophora gossypiella (pink bollworm), 4642 nucleotides long. RefSeq names its product another transcription unit protein (gene Atu). Bases 146 to 2440 code for a protein of 764 amino acids. Gene Ontology annotation, biological process: transcription elongation by RNA polymerase II; positive regulation of transcription elongation by RNA polymerase II. Gene Ontology annotation, cellular component: nucleus; Cdc73/Paf1 complex. Gene Ontology annotation, molecular function: RNA polymerase II C-terminal domain phosphoserine binding. The transcript is spliced from 11 exons. Lineage: Eukaryota; Metazoa; Arthropoda; Insecta; Lepidoptera; Gelechiidae. The record is from RefSeq and is a predicted model, not a curated record.